Messenger RNA from Penicillium angulare, 2478 nucleotides. Its product is annotated as putative C6 transcription factor. The transcript is spliced from 4 exons. Gene Ontology annotation, cellular component: nucleus. The record is from RefSeq and is a predicted model, not a curated record. NCBI's taxonomy places the organism in Eukaryota, Fungi, Ascomycota, Eurotiomycetes, Eurotiales, Aspergillaceae. Gene Ontology annotation, molecular function: DNA-binding transcription activator activity, RNA polymerase II-specific; RNA polymerase II cis-regulatory region sequence-specific DNA binding; zinc ion binding. Gene Ontology annotation, biological process: DNA-templated transcription; regulation of transcription by RNA polymerase II. Bases 1 to 2478 code for a protein of 825 amino acids.
AUGGAAGAAGUCCACAACUUUAGCGCACAGCCUGACCGGCCGCGCAAAAGGCGUCGUCGCACCAUGGCAUGCACCCAAUGCCGCAGCCGCAAAUUACGCUGCGACCGAGAAUAUCCCACUUGCGGUCGUUGCCUGAAAAGCAGAGCGCCCACAAAAUGUACCUACGAAGAUGGAUUUCUCUGGCAACAACCGACAACUGUAGCAAGUUCAACAAGAGGAGGGUCCACUAUAUCUUUCCCCCGGACUGAACAGCAGCCUCUCCAGACGCCCCCGGACUCGGGGAUAGGAGCGCCGUCGAUUCGGUCGGAAAGUCUUGUUUCGACAACCGCGCCCGCUGCCGGCUCGGCCAUAACAUUAGCCUCUACCAAUACGGAUGGGAAUGGUCAUGGCCCCCCAUUCCGAGGAAAACAUGGGAAUGGAAAGGAGAGAAGAGAUUGUUUCUUAGAAACUGUUUUGGGGGCUCCUAAAGCUGCUAUUAAUCAGGAUCCGUUUGCGACGACAGGUGGAAUUUUGCAAAGGCCGAGACGUCCUUUUCCUGAGAUUGACGCUACUUUCUCUUCGCAGGAUAAUGAGGAUGUCGAUGAGGCUGGCUUUGAGGACUCGUUGACUCCGGCUAAUCAGUUGGAUUUGUCUCCUCGGAUCAUGAUGAGAGGUCGCGAGACGAAGACGAGGUUUAGUGGAUCGGGGAUAUAUGCUAAUUUAGUGACACAGUUCCCCGACAUCAAGGCCUUUGCAGAGGACAUCCGUUUGACAAACCCAAUCCUCUCAAGGGUUCGUCCAGAUCUAGAACGAGUAAAACGAGGACUCUGGAAAAGGAGACCACUCAAUGAACCAUUCCCAGACCCAACCGCCGUGUCCUUAAUAGCUUUGCUCCCCACGCGAGCUGUCGCUGACGAGCUUAUCCGCGUGUAUUUGACCUUCGUCGAGUCCACACAUCGUAUCAUCCACGUCCCAACUUUUCUCCGGGAUGUCGACGAGUUCUGGGCUACUUCAGACAAUGCUAACAUUCAAUCGGCUUCGUUCAUCUCACAACUACUGCUGGUUCUUGCCUGCGCAUGGAAUUACGCCGAUGUAGACCUUCUCCAAGAGAAAAGUACCAAACCUCUCCGUUGCUACACUGCAGUGGAGUGGGUAUUACAUGCCGAGAAAUGGAUCAACAAUGCGCGUAUCAAGCGAGCAGAAAUCAAUACGUUACGACUGUACAUUUUGUUAAUCACCGCCCAGAACUGUUUUGGUAUGAAGCGCAGCCAGGCAUGGCUAGCUACCAGUCAUUUGGUUAAGUCUGCCAUGAUGUCAGGGUAUCAUCGAGACCCAAGCAAAUAUGCCGGGAUUUCUACCUUUAACAUGGAGAUGCGCCGGCGCAUCUGGUACACUAUUGUUGAGCUGGAUCUCCAGGUCGCUCUUGAUAGGGGUAUGCCACCGACUAUCCACUGUUCGGACUACGAUACCCGUCUUCCUUUGAAUAUCAAUGACGACGAGCUUAAUGAAUCUACCCUUGAACCUCCGGAGGGUUAUCCCCUAAGCAGCGCGGUUGAUUGCUCCUACCAAACUGCACUUGGUCGGUCGCUUCCACUUCGGCUGAAAGUGUGUUCGCUCAUGAAUUCCCCGAGAGUUAGCUGUCGAUAUGAGGAAAUCCAACGACUUGACUGGGAGUUGACGCGUCAAGUAGCUCAGAUUCCUUCAUGGUUCGCGCCUAAUGUCACAUCGCCUGCGACAUUUGAAAAGGCGACUCUAUGGAAAGCUUUGAUUGAAAAUAGGCUUGCGCAAACCCUUCUCUCCCUUCACACUCCUUUUGCCAUUGAGGCACGCGAAGAGGCUUUAUUCGCUCCAUCUGCACGGUCUCGUUUGGAUGCGGCAGUUAUGAUUCUUUCUACCCAGCGCCGAUUACACGAGACAUCGCCGUUGCUGUCACUGUGCGUCCUUGGCGAGUGCACUAUCCAAGCCUUGGUUACCGUUUGCCAGGUAUUACAUUCAUUGGAUCCCCAUCCAGCUACAACCCCCUUCCCACCAUCCUCUCUCUUCCAACUCGCAACCCUCCCCGGCCUCCCCGAAUCCCUACUCUCACUCACCGAAUCCGCCCUCAUCGCCCUAGAAGUCCGAUUCCUCCUCGUCGUCAAAGGAGCAAAAGACUACUUCUUCCUCUCAACAAUCAGCGCACUAGUAAAAGCCAAACUCUGGCCACUACAAGCAGCCAUGUACAAGCAGCAAGUAGUUGAGCGAGUUCUAUCGUUCGCGCAAACAUUAUUCCAGCGACAUGCAAGUUGUGAACAUCUGGGUAAUCCGGGAAUGGGCAAUUUCAAAGAUAAUCAAGUUGCUGCUUUUCUUUCUACGCCGGGUUUGGCACCGACUCUUCCGACCGAUCUUGAUGGAAUUAUUCCACCGCCAAAUCUUGGCGUUGGGGUUACUCCGCCCGGGGAUUUUGACCCCUUUUUGGAUGUAUUUGAUUGGGAUGAUCUUGCUGGGAUGGCGGCGAUUUAA